AUGUUUCCCGUGAAGCGCUGGGAUGGCCUUCAGGAGGCGCUUCCCUCGUCAUACCUCCACACCUCCACUCCGCCGCUCAAAUCUCCUCCCCUUCUUCCGCGCACUCCCGUUUCCGCCCCGUCCUUUUCCGCACAUAUCGAAUCCGAGUCGCCUUUUGGCGGCGAGAAGGCAGAACGAUUGGCGGAGGGCAAGCAUAAGAACACAGCAGGGGGGAAAAGUAGCUUUUUAGGACGCGGAGGGACGAGCGUGGGUGAAGGACACGAAAAGAAGAGGAAACGGCGGCGGGGGGAUGUGGCGGUUGCGAGCUUUGCUGCGGUACAGAGCGGUGGCGAGGGGAACGGAGAAGCAGGGGGCGGAGGAGGGUUUGAGCGAGGUUCGGGGUUUGGGGGUGUAGCGCCUGCGGAGCAGGAAGACUCGGAACAGGAAAAAGAGGCGGCGCUUCAGGCACCUUCUAAACCGCAAGCAGCAGCAAAAAGGGGAGGGGGAGGCGGAGGGGCAGGGGGAGGGGGGGCCGCGGUGCUGCCGUGGAUGCGGGCGCCGGUGAAGUGCUCCACAGCUGAUGCCGUUCCUCUAGCCUCGGUGCCGAACCUAGACAAACGCCUGCUGCGCGCCCUCGCCCCGGCUGGCAUUUCUUACCUCUUUCCCGUGCAAGCCACGGUGUGGCUGGUGCAGGCGCUGGCAGGGCGCGUGGUGCGACGAGUGCGGGCUGUGGUAGUGCUGCCCACGAGGGACCUGGCUGCUCAGGUGAAGCACGUGUUUGACACCAUAGCGCCAGCUGUCGGCCUCUCAGUGGCUCUCAUCAACGGCCAAUCAUCGCUCGCUGACGAGGCGACCCACCUCGUGCCGCACCCCGCCCCCCAUUCCGGCCCCUUGGGCCUCCUCGGUCGUUCAAGCUACAGCCAAUCAGCGGCUACAGCAUUGGGGGUGGCGGCGUGCCGCAGCGGGGCGGAUAUCGUGGUGGCAACACCGGCCCCUUGCGGCCUCCUCGGUCGUUCAAGCUACAGCCAGGGAAGCGGCUACAGCAUUGGGGAGGUGGACGAGGCGGAUCGGCUGCUGCGCCAGUCCUACCACGACUGGCUUCCGCUCAUCCUCGCCGCUGCCCCCCAUGCUCUCUCUGUGUUCCUCUGCCCCCUCUGCCCCCAUGCCCACCCCCUAAACCCCAUCCCUCCCUGCGCCCCACUGCUCGCCCUGCCUGCGCCCCUCUGCCCCCAUCAGGUGGUGGACGAGGCAGACCGACUGCUGCGCCAGUCCUACCACGACUGGCUUCCUCUAACCCUCGCCGCUGCUGCUGCCGCCCCUUCCGCUGGCACUGCUGCCACGUCAGCAAUCGCCGGCACGCAUGCUGACGUGGCAGUGAGCACGGCGGGUGUGGUUGGCGGCGUGCAUGCACAUGGCUGUGGCGGCAUGGAUGGUGUUCUCCCCACGCCAUUCAUCCACGGCCUGCGAUCGCUUGCCACCUGCGUCCCCUCGCUGCUCUCUGUACCCGAUAUUGAGCGCCAUCGAGUUAUCAAGCUAGUGUGCUCUGCCACACUCACCCGCGAUCCCUCCAAGAUCCAGCGGCUCAGAUUGCACCGCCCGCUCUUCAUCUCCUCUGCCGCCCACCUGCUCGCCUCCGCCAUGCUCCGCCACGUGGCAGCCGGGGAUACGCGCCACGCGGGCGCCACUGCUGAUGUGAAUGCUGACGUGGCAGGUGGUGUUGUGGUAUGGUGCCAGUAUGGUGCCAGUAUGGUGCCAGUAUGGUGCCAGUAUGGUGCCAGUAUGGUGCCAGUAUGGUGCCAGUAUGGUGCCAGUAUGGUGCCAGUAUGGUGCCAGUAUGGUGCCAGUAUGGUGCCAGUAUGGUGCCAGUAUGGUGCCAGUAUGGUGCCAGUAUGGUGCCAGUAUGGUGCCAGUAUGGUGCCAGUAUGGUGCCAGUAUGGUGCCAGUAUGGUGCCAGUAUGGUGCCAGUAUGGUGCCAGUAUGGUGCCAGUAUGGUGCCAGUAUGGUGCCAGUAUGGUGCCAGUAUGGUGCCAGUAUGGUGCCAGUAUGGUGCCAGUAUGGUGCCAGUAUGGUGCCAGUAUGGUGCCAGUAUGGUGCCAGUAUGGUGCCAGUAUGGUGCCAGUAUGGUGCCAGUAUGGUGCCAGUAUGGUGCCAGUAUGGUGCCAGUAUGGUGCCAGUAUGGUGCCAGUAUGGUGCCAGUAUGGUGCCAGUAUGGUGCCAGUAUGGUGCCAGUAUGGUGCCAGUAUGGUGCCAGUAUGGUGCCAGUAUGGUGCCAGUAUGGUGCCAGUAUGGUGCCAGUAUGGUGCCAGUAUGGUGCCAGUAUGGUGCCAGUAUGGUGCCAGUAUGGUGCCAGUAUGGUGCCAGUAUGGUGCCAGUAUGGUGCCAGUAUGGUGCCAGUAUGGUGCCAGUAUGGUGCCAGUAUGGUGCCAGUAUGGUGCCAGUAUGGUGCCAGUAUGGUGCCAGUAUGGUGCCAGUAUGGUGCCAGUAUGGUGCCAGUAUGGUGCCAGUAUGGUGCCAGUAUGGUGCCAGUAUGGUGCCAGUAUGGUGCCAGUAUGGUGCCAGUAUGGUGCCAGUAUGGUGCCAGUAUGGUGCCAGUAUGGUGCCAGUAUGGUGCCAGUAUGGUGCCAGUAUGGUGCCAGUAUGGUGCCAGUAUGGUGCCAGUAUGGUGCCAGUAUGGUGCCAGUAUGGUGCCAGUAUGGUGCCAGUAUGGUGCCAGUAUGGUGCCAGUAUGGUGCCAGUAUGGUGCCAGUAUGGUGCCAGUAUGGUGCCAGUAUGGUGCCAGUAUGGUGCCAGUAUGGUGCCAGUAUGGUGCCAGUAUGGUGCCAGUAUGGUGCCAGUAUGGUGCCAGUAUGGUGCCAGUAUGGUGCCAGUAUGGUGCCAGUAUGGUGCCAGUAUGGUGCCAGUAUGGUGCCAGUAUGGUGCCAGUAUGGUGCCAGUAUGGUGCCAGUAUGGUGCCAGUAUGGUGCCAGUAUGGUGCCAGUAUGGUGCCAGUAUGGUGCCAGUAUGGUGCCAGUAUGGUGCCAGUAUGGUGCCAGUAUGGUGCCAGUAUGGUGCCAGUAUGGUGCCAGUAUGGUGCCAGUAUGGUGCCAGUAUGGUGCCAGUAUGGUGCCAGUAUGGUGCCAGUAUGGUGCCAGUAUGGUGCCAGUAUGGUGCCAGUAUGGUGCCAGUAUGGUGCCAGUAUGGUGCCAGUAUGGUGCCAGUAUGGUGCCAGUAUGGUGCCAGUAUGGUGCCAGUAUGGUGCCAGUAUGGUGCCAGUAUGGUGCCAGUAUGGUGCCAGUAUGGUGCCAGUAUGGUGCCAGUAUGGUGCCAGUAUGGUGCCAGUAUGGUGCCAGUAUGGUGCCAGUAUGGUGCCAGUAUGGUGCCAGUAUGGUGCCAGUAUGGUGCCAGUAUGGUGCCAGUAUGGUGCCAGUAUGGUGCCAGUAUGGUGCCAGUAUGGUGCCAGUAUGGUGCCAGUAUGGUGCCAGUAUGGUGCCAGUAUGGUGCCAGUAUGGUGCCAGUAUGGUGCCAGUAUGGUGCCAGUAUGGUGCCAGUAUGGUGCCAGUAUGGUGCCAGUAUGGUGCCAGUAUGGUGCCAGUAUGGUGCCAGUAUGGUGCCAGUAUGGUGCCAGUAUGGUGCCAGUAUGGUGCCAGUAUGGUGCCAGUAUGGUGCCAGUAUGGUGCCAGUAUGGUGCCAGUAUGGUGCCAGUAUGGUGGGAUGGGUGUGAUGGGGGUGAAUGGAGUGUGCAAGGCUGUCAGGGUUGUGGUGGCAGCCCACCGCCUCUUCUUGCUGCUCUCCGCCUUCCCCCCCGCCUCCCUGCCCUUCGCCUUUGCUGAGUUCUCCUCCCGCCAGCCGCAGCGCCAACGCAGUGCCAUUCUGGACCGGUUUCGGAGGGGCGAGGUGCAGGUACUGGUGGCCAGUGACGCGAUGACACGUGGCAUGGACGUGGAGGGCGUGUUCAACGUUGUCAGCUACGACGCGCCUGUGUACCCCAAGACUUUUGUUCACCGGGCAGGCCGAACUGCCCGGGCGGGCAGGCCGGGGCAUUGCUACACGAUUCUGAGGAAGCAGGAGAACUCGUUCCACCCAUGCAAUCCAAUCCACCAUUCCCCCCAUCCCCCCACCCUGCCAUCAGUGCGGCACUUCAAGGCAGUGCUGGCCAAAGUGGGAUGUGCAGACUGCCCACAGAGCAAGGCGCCCUCCCACCUAAUGGAGGGGCUUAGAGAGCAUUACGAUGCUGUGCUUGUGUGUGGAGUUGUAAUGCUGGUGAUUGCAUUUACUGCUACCCAGGUUCUGUUUGCUAGUGUGCAUGAGGAAUUGCACAUUUCUCAUCUCACUCCUCUCACAUCUCCCUCACUCACACCUCUCCCUUCCUCACAACUCUGUCCUGUCUCACGUCUCUACCUCUCAUCUCAUGCCUUCCCAGCAUUGGAGCGCCUCAAGGCAGUGGUGGGAGAGGAGGAGCGCACAGGCAAGUGA
Molecule: messenger RNA, 4431 nt
Organism: Closterium sp. Yama58-4
Lineage: Eukaryota; Viridiplantae; Streptophyta; Zygnematophyceae; Desmidiales; Closteriaceae
Source: the annotation of a GenBank genome assembly